Messenger RNA from Lemur catta (Ring-tailed lemur), 3718 nucleotides. It is a transcript of the gene DCLK1, whose product is annotated as doublecortin like kinase 1. The record is from RefSeq and is a predicted model, not a curated record. NCBI's taxonomy places the organism in Eukaryota, Metazoa, Chordata, Mammalia, Primates, Lemuridae. Gene Ontology annotation, cellular component: neuron projection; axoneme. Bases 254 to 2476 code for a protein of 740 amino acids. The transcript is spliced from 17 exons. Gene Ontology annotation, molecular function: protein kinase activity; microtubule binding; ATP binding. Gene Ontology annotation, biological process: intracellular signal transduction; neuron migration; retina development in camera-type eye.
GAGGCUGUGCGAAGCGCCGCAUUUCAAUGAGGACGGGCCACGGCACAUCCCUGCACUAGUGGCCGCAGCCGAGACGCCCGCGCUCCAGCAGCUGCCGCCGCCCAGCCCGGCCCCGCCGCCGCGCCCAGCCCGCAGCCCCGCAGCCCCGGCCGCGCCCAGCCCGGCGAGGACAGCACCAGGAGGCGGCCCCGAUCGCGGCCACAAAGACCCCCGGCGGCAUCUCUCCGCGGACCGGUCCGACGGGAAGUCCAUCAUGUCCUUCGGCAGAGACAUGGAGCUGGAGCACUUCGACGAGCGGGAUAAGGCGCAGAGGUACAGCCGCGGCUCGCGGGUGAACGGCCUGCCCAGCCCCACGCACAGCGCGCACUGCAGCUUCUACCGCACGCGCACGCUGCAGACGCUCAGCUCCGAGAAGAAGGCCAAGAAGGUGCGUUUCUAUCGAAACGGAGACCGGUACUUCAAAGGGAUUGUGUACGCCAUCUCCCCGGACCGCUUCCGAUCCUUUGAGGCCCUGCUGGCUGAUUUGACCCGAACUCUGUCGGAUAACGUGAAUUUGCCCCAGGGAGUGAGAACCAUCUACACCAUCGACGGGCUCAAGAAGAUCUCCAGCCUGGACCAACUGGUGGAAGGAGAGAGUUAUGUGUGUGGCUCCAUAGAACCCUUUAAGAAACUGGAGUACACCAAGAAUGUGAACCCCAACUGGUCGGUGAAUGUCAAGACCACCUCAGCUUCCCGGGCGGUGUCUUCCCUGGCCACGGCCAAAGGGAGCCCUUCGGAGGUGCGGGAGAAUAAAGAUUUCAUUCGGCCCAAGCUGGUCACCAUCAUCAGAAGCGGGGUGAAGCCACGGAAAGCGGUCAGGAUUCUGCUGAACAAGAAGACUGCUCAUUCGUUCGAGCAGGUGCUCACUGACAUCACCGAUGCCAUCAAGCUGGACUCGGGAGUGGUGAAACGCCUGUACACCUUGGACGGGAAACAGGUGAUGUGCCUUCAGGACUUUUUUGGUGACGAUGACAUUUUUAUUGCAUGUGGACCGGAGAAGUUCCGUUACCAGGAUGAUUUCUUGCUAGAUGAAAGUGAAUGUCGAGUGGUGAAGUCCACUUCUUACACCAAAAUAGCUUCAUCAUCCCGCAGGAGCACCACCAAGAGCCCGGGACCCUCCAGGCGCAGCAAGUCACCCGCCUCAACCAGCUCAGUUAAUGGAACCCCUGGUAGUCAGCUCUCUACUCCGCGCUCGGGCAAGUCACCAAGCCCGUCACCCACCAGCCCAGGAAGCCUGCGGAAGCAGAGGAGCUCUCAGCAUGGCGGCUCCUCUACCUCACUUGCGUCCACCAAAGUCUGCAGCUCGAUGGACGAGAACGAUGGCCCUGGAGAAGAAGUGUCGGAAGAAGGCUUCCAGAUUCCAGCCACAAUAACAGAGCGAUAUAAGGUCGGAAGAACAAUAGGAGAUGGAAACUUUGCUGUUGUCAAGGAAUGUGUGGAAAGGUCGACUGCUAGGGAGUAUGCUCUGAAAAUUAUCAAGAAAAGCAAAUGUCGAGGAAAAGAGCACAUGAUCCAGAAUGAAGUGUCUAUUUUAAGAAGAGUGAAGCAUCCCAACAUUGUUCUUCUGAUUGAGGAGAUGGAUGUGCCAACGGAGCUGUAUCUUGUCAUGGAAUUAGUAAAGGGAGGAGACCUUUUUGAUGCCAUUACUUCCACUAACAAAUACACUGAGCGGGACGCCAGUGGGAUGCUGUACAACCUGGCCAGCGCCAUCAAGUACCUGCACAGCCUGAACAUCGUCCACCGUGACAUCAAGCCAGAAAACCUGCUGGUGUAUGAGCACCAAGAUGGCAGCAAAUCACUGAAGCUGGGUGACUUUGGACUGGCCACCAUCGUAGACGGCCCCCUGUACACAGUCUGUGGCACCCCGACAUACGUGGCUCCGGAAAUCAUUGCAGAGACUGGAUAUGGCCUCAAGGUGGACAUCUGGGCAGCUGGUGUGAUCACUUACAUCCUGCUGUGUGGCUUCCCUCCAUUCCGUGGAAGCGGUGAUGACCAGGAGGUGCUUUUUGAUCAGAUUUUGAUGGGGCAAGUGGACUUUCCUUCUCCAUAUUGGGAUAAUGUCUCUGAUUCUGCAAAGGGGCUCAUCACCAUGAUGCUGUUGGUGGAUGUUGAUCAGCGAUUCUCUGCCGUGCAGGUCCUCGAGCAUCCCUGGGUUAACGAUGAUGGGCUCCCAGAAAAUGAGCAUCAGCUGUCAGUAGCUGGAAAGAUAAAGAAGCAUUUCAACACAGGCCCCAAGCCGAAUAGCACAGCAGCUGGAGUUUCUGUCAUAGCAACCACCGCUCUUGAUAAGGAGAGGCAGGUUUUCCGACGAAGACGCCACCCGGAUGUGAGGAGCCGGUACAAGGCGCAGCCCGCUCCGCCAGAACUCAACUCGGAGUCGGAGGACUACUCCCCCAGCUCCUCCGAGACUGUUCGCUCCCCCAACUCGCCCUUUUAAUAAGACCCUGUCACUCGAAGUCCUGGCUUAACCCUUUGAGACUCUGAGAUUUUUUUCCCAAAAAAAUUUAUGUAAAAACAGUUUCAUCUGAUCUAUCUAGCACUCGAUGCUUGAAUGGCAGAACAGAAAGUGUGUUUUCAGGUAUCUUUGUAGCGUUCUCCCUCUACCGAAUGAGAUGAUGACACGUGGUGUUUGUGAAGACGGUAAUUUGCUGCUAACAGGGUCCUCAAAGGGUUAAGGCUAAUUUGCAAUUUUUUUUUUAAACAUAGAAGCAAUGAAUGUUUUCAUCAAUCAAGCUAGGAUCUGCAGUAGGUAACAUAGCACAUGUUAACCCUCUGAGUGCAUAGAACUUUAUCGCGAACCCUCGUUGGGGAAUUUUUCGGGCCCUUGGAUGUAUACGCACACACAUUUCCUGAUUUUGCUGCAGAUCACAGGGUGUUGUGAGACUCUGAAAUGGCCAGGCAAGAAGGACAUCUAGAAUGCUCUCUUGCCUGUCCUUUUCUGUGGGUUUAGAACGUGGCAGAUUUAUAACUUCGGCAUACGUACCCCUCUUUCUUCUUCACAAUCCUAUUAAGAAAGGGAAUUUUUCUCAUUAGAGCUAUGAUUGUGUCAGCUGCAGUGAGUCCUGGGUCCCAAGUGGAGGGAACUGGGUUUGUGGUGAACAAGAAAGAGAUGAGCCCCCCACCCCAGUUGUCUCCAUAUGAAGAUGUACUGAUCACGCCCCGGAAAUGCUGCUUCCACACCAGCUGCUGCUAGUGCCAGCGCAGACCCUCAGGGAAUCACCAGGGCUCGUCUUGUGCUUGGUGAGUGAGGGUCUGUCUGCUCAGUGUCAGACAUCUACAGGAAAGAAACAACCGAUGGAAAAGAGCAAUAAAUUGCCAGGUGCUCUAGAGGGCUGGAAUUUCAAACAGAAAGAGGAAACAAGAUCCUGUGCUUUUUGUCACCUGCUUCUUCAUGCACUGUGGUCAUCAAUGUGCAUUCCACUUUUAGUAUGAAAUCCCUGCAGGAGAGUGGGGCCCCAAGGAGCUAGAGACCAGUGCUUUGCAAGGUGGCCCAGGAGAAAGCACAGUGGGAACACAAUCCAGAAUGUUCUAAAAAUGGAUAAGAACUGGUGCACUUUUAGGUUACCUACAUAGUCUCUCUGGAAGAGCAGGAUGCAAGACCUACACAAUAGCCCUGAGGAUAAAACUUCCAUUCCUUAAACUGAUUUUUUUUUUUUUUUUGAGACAGGGUAUCGCUCUG